Messenger RNA from Etheostoma spectabile (orangethroat darter), 2406 nucleotides. Its product is annotated as probable ribonuclease ZC3H12D. Gene Ontology annotation, cellular component: cytoplasmic ribonucleoprotein granule; nucleus. Gene Ontology annotation, molecular function: RNA endonuclease activity; metal ion binding; mRNA binding. The transcript is spliced from 5 exons. Lineage: Eukaryota; Metazoa; Chordata; Actinopteri; Perciformes; Percidae. The record is from RefSeq and is a predicted model, not a curated record. Bases 337 to 1995 code for a protein of 552 amino acids.
UGUGUGUGUGUGUGUGUGUGAUGGGGGCUUUCUUCACCAGCCUGACGUCAGCCAGUGUUGUGCUUGCGUUUGUAGUCAUGAGGUUGUGGUAACCAGAUCAGAUUCUAUCAGCGGGUGCCAAACCUCAACCAACUGGUCCCAAAAAACCCCUGCGCGUCCUGUGUUUACAGUGGAGGUUGACUCUGCCUCCAUCCCCCUUUUUUUUUGACACCUGUCGAUCAUUCUAAAAAACACAGGGUGUUGCCAAGGAGACGCUGACGAGCCAGAAUAAGGAGGCGAAGAGGAUUCCCCCGUCCAGACAGCCCUGAGAAGCCAGAGAGGAAACACACGUCUAUCAUGGACCAGCAGCACGCCAAAGUGGAGCGAUUUCUCAAGCUGGGGUACUCUCACAGUGACAUCCUGAGGGUGCUGGAGAGCCUCCGCCACGACGCCCAGACCAAUGACAUCCUGGAGGAGCUGAUAAAGACCUGCCACACUCGCAGCAACACAAGUGGCCCUAACAGUCCCAAGCUGGUGUCCAGAGGCUGCAGUCCUGGUCCCAGUCAACCCAGACCGGGACCAGACAGAGAGCCAGUCGCCGGCUUCAGACCUGUGGUUAUAGAUGGAAGCAACGUGGCCAUGAGCCAUGGAGACAAGAAGGUGUUUUCGUGCCAGGGCCUCCAGCUGGCAGUGAACUGGUUCUGGGAGAAAGGGCUGCGGGACAUCACCGUCUUCAUUCCCCUCUGGAGGAAGGAGCAGCCGCGGCCCGAGGCUCCCAUCACAGAUCAACAUAUUCUCCACGAGCUGGAGGGGAGGAAGAUCCUGGUGUACACGCCGUCUCGCUGCGUGAACGGCAAGAGGGUGGUGUGCUACGACGACCGCUACAUCGUCAAGCUGGCCUUCGACUCAGACGGCAUCAUCGUGUCCAACGACAACUACCGUGACCUGCAGACGGAGAAUCCCCAGUGGAAGAAGUUCAUAGAGGAGAGGCUGCUGAUGUACACCUUCGCUAAUGACAAGUUCAUGCCUCCAGACGACCCUCUGGGUAGAAAUGGUCCCACCAUUGAUGAUUUUCUGCGGAAGAAGCCGUGGACUCCAGACAACAAGCUGCAGCAUUGUCCUUAUGGAAAGAAGUGUACUUAUGGAGUCAAGUGCAAAUUCUACCACCCAGAGCGGGCCAACCAAUCACAGCUGUCUGUGGCCGAUGAACUGAGGGCUCAGAGAGACAAGGCCAAGACGUUCUCUCCCAAAGUGAGCCUGCAGGACACACAGUGCUGCCCGGCUGUGUAUCAGCCGGGGGUCAGAUACACUUCCUCCACCCCUCCGCCUGUGAGCAUGGAGGAUCAAUCCCUCAGGGCUUCACCCAACGAGCAGUUCAUGUAUCCCAGAGACCUCAGCAGCCCCAGAAGCCAACCAAACACGAGCCUCCACUUCUGCCCGAGCCCCGAUGUGGACGAGGCCUUCGGCUCCAUGGAGAGCUCCAUGUCCAGGCUCUACAUCCAGGAUGCGCCCUACAGCAUGGAGUGUCCUCCCUACAGCUACAGCAGCGGGCUGGCCAGCUGGAGCCUUAGCCACGACGACUACUCCCUCUCAGGGUCCUUUGGCGGGAACACCCAAAGGCCCUGCCUGGGCGGAGGAGGCUACUACUCUCAUCACAACGGUUCAGUGCCCUGUGAACGCCCCAUGAGCAGCCAUUGUAGGUGUGGUCACCAGGAAACAAGGGUGUCCCACCACCUCCACCCAUCAUGGAACUCCUGCCCAGCUCUGCCUCCACAUAACAGGGAGCAGUACUUAAGACAGCACUCCAACAGACAGAGCCACAGCUUACCAAGGGACCCAUGGGUGCAAAGAGACAAGAGCCCAUCCAGCGAGCAGAGGAAGGGCCUAAGAAGCCAGCUGAGCACCCUCUUCCCUCAGAGCACGGUGGAGCAAGUCAUGAAUGCUUACCCACACGUCUCAGACAUGCCUGAACUGAUCUCGCUCAUCCAGAGCUACAGGUCCAGCCGCAUCUUCUAGAUAAGAAAGAUUCUUAGUUUUGACUCAAACUGAGUCCGUGUCUUCUCAUCCCAGAGGCAAAGUGAAAAACAAACAUUUCUACUUCUCUAUUAUGCAUACUGUGGCAUAGCAGCCUUGCUUGGAAACAGUCCAACCUAAGCCUGAAUCAUUAAAAAAAGUGACUCUUUCUGAUGUCUUAAACAUGUAGCAGACUGAAUGCUAUUUCUUUAGUAUAAAAGUGCAAUGCACUACGCUCUGUACAUGCUACUUAUUGUAGCAGUGAAAAUGUUUAAUUAAAGCAGCAUGUGUUGUUUUCUCAUGUUGCCUCAAAGUGAGGAACUCUAUUACACUAUUCUGUACUUGAAUGUCAUUGAUCUGUUUUUAUAUGAAUUUGGUGUUUUGCAGUUCCUGUGAAAUAAAAGCACUCAAAUC